CAAAAAAGAAAUUUGUCGUCAACUUCGCGUAUUUGUGCUCGAGUAUAUAGGCUAAUGUGAGAGCGAUGAGAUUUCAUAUUGUGUGGGUAUCUGUAGGAAAAGUAAGAUGAAUGAAGAGUACUCCGGACUAUGGGAAAAUUUCAGAGCAAACAUGCUUUUAAGAAGAGAGAAGGCCCAGAUGGUGAUUGCUUUGUAGUUAAUGCUCACGUGAACCCAACGUGCAAGGACGGCCAGUUUGACACAUCAAAAUCCACAUCUGAUCUUGAACAGAGCCUGAAGAAAUCGAUAUCGGAGCUGUCGUUCGGAGCCUGUAGCGUGGGAGAGAGUUGUCUAGCCAUGAAGGAGAGACAGGGCUUUGCUGAGGAUUCAUACCCACUAAAAGUAAUCCUGCCACCAGAGGGCUCAGAGGCAGUCGAGGGAGCGGCCGACGGGGAUAAGCUAGAUAAGAGAGCCGUGAGGGUGAACUGGGUGUCGGACCAUGACAACGCUGAGGCUGCUGCCAUGAACCUCCAGCAAUUCGAAUGUGGAAUGCAGACGGAUGGGCAGGAGUGGCAAUUUACUCUGUACGACUUUGAUGGCUGCGGUCGUGUCACAAAGCAGGAUCUGUGUGGACUGAUACAGUCAAUCUACGAUGCGGUCGGCAAGAAUGUGGAGCUUCCUAAGUGUGGUAGCCGCACGCUGAACGUUCGACUCACCGUCUGUCCGAUGGACGAGAGAGCGAGAGCAGUAGCAGCAGCAGAGCGCACCGCGGGACGUGCUGGAAACAGGCCACAGGAAACAAAUCUGCAGGAUCGACAAGCGAAACGAUAUGGUCCAGGUACCCUGUGUAUAAUGGAGAUAUCGAGGCUUCGCUACAGAGUAAAGCAUGGUCUUCGGACGAAGGCAGUGGCCUCCGCACGUGCGCCAGUCCGCAGCAAGGAUGGAUAUGUGGAGGUGCACUUGAACGUGAGGAGAAAACCAAAGAAACAUGACAAAGAUGCAAAGCCAACGAAUGGCCUGAGCAUAACAAAGAAGCAGAAUUGCGACCACAGCGGCAAGGUGGUUACAACGCCAGCUAAGUCCGUCACGCUGGUAUUGCCGACGGACGGCGGCGCCACACCGUUUGGCAAGUCGAAGCCAAAGUUCGGUAACAACCGGGAGCACACGCUACUGAGCGAGAGUGCGGACCGACGCAAUCAUUACCUGGACCUCGCCGGCAUUGAGAACUACUCGUGCCGCUUCCAGGAGUCUCCCGAGAACAAUCGCGACGCGGAGACGGCGCUGACUCCUUGUGCGAGCAGGACGGCGGCGGCGGCGGCGGCGGCGGCGGCGGCGGCAGCGGCCGUGGGGAGGCAGCACCGGUCGCGCUCGCAUGAGGUGCGAUACGACAGUCUGAAGCACUACGACCUGAACAUCCCGAGCGAACGCUGCCUCAAGCUGCUCGAGGAGAAACCGCCGAGACGCUCGCGCUCGCUCGAGGAACAACACCGGCACAAGCCGGCCGCCAGGGCGCAGCACAAGCGCAGUACGUACGUCGCCAGGGGGCACGCGCAGCGGCCGACCAGCAUGCACGUUCAGGGCCUGCGCUUGGAGGAGAUGGCCGUUCAGGGCCUGCGCUUGGAGGACAUAGAGGCGUCGUCGUCGGCGCAUCACCGGCGCCACCACCGGCACCGCGAGCGCGAUCGCAGGCUCGCGAUGCAGCAGGUGGCCGCGUGGAUCGAGAGCGAGUUUGUCACGUACGAGGAGAAGGUGGAGCCGGGCAAGAUUGUCAUACAGCGACACGAGCACCACCACCACCACGAGCACCACCACCACCACCACUACCACCACUACCACGAUACGUAGCUGAGCGUAGCCGGGGUACAGAUAGCAUCGGGGCGUGCGAGCUGUGCUUGGACAUUGCGCACGUUACUGCACGAACAUCAGCUUCAGCUGUUGGUAGGCGCAAAAUCUUUACUGUCCACGACUCCAUGCUGGUAGCUCCACGAUAAACUGCUGCCAUGGUGACAGCUUUAUGAUUACCCAUUGCCAUGGUAACAGCUUUAUGAUGAAUUGUUGCCAUGGUGACAGAGCUCCAUGAUAAACUGCUGCCAUUGUGACAGCUUCAUGAUAAACCAUUGCCAUGGUGACAGCAGCCAUUAUUUACUACACUGCAUACUACUGAAUGAAUACAAAGAGAUAUUCGUUGACAUAACAAUCCUGGCAUAAUAGUAACAAUAAGUGAAUAAUACUCUUUAUCCUAAAUUGCCUAAUUUUAUUAUUACAUGAAUUCGUUUUUGACACAUAUUGCUCUAGCAUAAAUUAUUUCGAAUAAGAUUGUUGUUGAUAAAAGUAUGUGAAUAUACAGACGUUUUUAUAUGACUGAUUAGUGAAUGGUAUGCAUGUUUAUUAAGAGAUACAAGCUUACGGUAAAUGAUAAGCUUUUCAUGUUUCAGUAUUUGUAUGAAUAAGCUUAAUGACGGGUGAAUUUAUUGAAAGUAGUUGGACGUUGUAAAUACAAACAGGAGGUGUACUUAGUAAUGUGCGUGGGAAAAAUCUCUGGACGUGAGUUACAUAAGUAUUAAAUAAUAUAUUUUACAUAAGCAUGUAUCGUUUGAGUUGAGAUUCGUUUAAGCAGCCGUGUGCUAGUCACUGCGAUUAUCACUGUCAGCUUCUCCACGUGUUCAGACCACGUGUAGUAGUCAACCAAUCACAAGUGUGAACCAAUCACACGUGGCGACUAUGCUACACCACCCAUGAUGUGCGUUUGCUGUGCGUCGCUUCUGCGUGAUCUAUGAAAGCAUCUAUUUUGUUACAAACUACGUUAUGUGAUUACUACAUGUUUUCCAACUGGCAUAAUUGUAACCUGUCUAAAUCAGUAACAAGACCUUGCAAUGCAGAAAAACACAUCUCUAGUUAGUCUGUUACAGUGGGGUGCGAAGGGGAGAGAAGGAGCGGGAGAGAGGUGUAGAUUGACUGUAAAUAUCAUGUAUUUAUCUUGUAAUUUUUGUACACUAUUCGCUAGAUUAUAGUGUAUUUAUAUCAUUAGAUUAGUAGAAUCCUCGCAGAGAAAUCGUUGUGAUUGAUAUUCGUGUAUGCAGGUAUUUAGGUUGUAGCCGUGAUUACAGUUGUAUUCAAUGAUAUUGCUGCGUCAGUGUUGUUAUGGGAGCAGCAUAUAAAUGCACUCGCGAUUGUAGGUUUUGUUAUUUAAGAGCAGGCUGUUGGUAUACACACCGUAUGUCUACUGACGCAAACAGUUUGUAGGUGGUGCGGUGAUUUGAUGCCUUGGCGCUUAACGUCAGACUGUUGGGACAAUUAUUAUCUUUAGUACUUCCUGUUGAUUUCCAUUUUAUACGUCGAUGGCUACAAAUCCAAAUCUCACCACCUAUAGUUUCGGGAAUCAUGAAAUGUUGGAAAAAUUAAAUGUCUUCCGAAGCGUGUAAAAAGUUGCCUCUGUAUGGAUAGCUGCGAGCAAACUGCAUGCAGUGGCAGCAGUGCCCCUUCGUACACUCAGGAUACGAAGUACACUCAGUACACUCAGUAGAUUGAGCCCAUGAGCGAGAGCGCCAUCUGUCGUGGAGUUUGAGCUGCGAGUCGACUGCCUACGCCACCUGGUGACUGAUGUGCGUAGUACUAUCUAAGCCCAGAGGCGGGUGAACCAUAGUUAUGUUGUACACAUUAGUGUGUAUAUAUAGAGAGAGAUAUCUAUGAGGGUGAGCAGCGUUAUGUAGACGCUCAUGAUAAUUCUUGCCAGUUUAUCCAGCUUCAUAUAUUUUGAUAUGUGCUGGUAAUUUUUAGUUAUCAAUUUCGGCUGCAAGUGUAAAUAAGGUCGCAGAAACCAAGUCUUUUAGUUUUUACCUCCUCGUUUUGAUUUCGUCGGGAUGAUGACGUCAUCAGCGCAGUAUUCUCCGUGUCAAAUCUAUUGAGCUAUUUGAACUUUCUUAUGUAGUUUGCGCUGCUGUCGUUAGAUACGUAGUACUUCCUUCUUCUUGUACAUACAUGUAUGUAAAUUGUAGAACAUUGCUUUCGUACAAAGCUCUGUGUCCAUUUGGAUGUUUGCGAUCUUAUGUUUACGCUGUGAACUCACAGUUGGUCGUGGUAGUCUUUGAUCGGUUAUUUUUACGAUGCCAUGAAGUGCCACGAUGUGAAAUGGUUUUAUCUUUAUCAUGGUAUUAUUAUCACGAUGGGAGAGUUUUGUGUUAUAGGUCGUUGCUACGUAACUGUGCUCCAAAGUUAUUUCUAGUUCAUGUGUCAUUUAUCUUCAGCUAUCUCAAAUAAAUAACAUUCACAUGAA
Priapulus caudatus is the source of this 4252-nucleotide messenger RNA. Its product is annotated as protein naked cuticle homolog 2-like. The transcript has 9 exons. Gene Ontology annotation, biological process: negative regulation of Wnt signaling pathway. The record is from RefSeq and is a predicted model, not a curated record. The coding region runs from base 130 to 1824 and encodes 564 amino acids. Lineage: Eukaryota; Metazoa; Priapulida; Priapulimorpha; Priapulimorphida; Priapulidae. Gene Ontology annotation, cellular component: cytoplasm.